UUUUCUUUUAUCAUUUCACGUCACAUUUAGAUAAUUAUCAGUAAUUACCAAUUAUAUACUUUUAGAUAAAACCCAUUUUUAAUUAAUUAUUUUUUUAUCACUAAAUUGAUAUUAAGAACUGGUUUGUAAGGCAAGUCUAGAUUUUUUUCUUUAGUGUAUCCUUUACUGUGUUCAAUUCUUAUUAUAAAAUGUUUAGCAGUUGCAUUGAUGGGUAAUUUCUAUUUUAUAUUAUUUUUGGAAGCCUUUUCACCAAUUUAAUAUGGCUGCUUUAUUAUGUCUUAUAAUCUAAGUUGAUUGAGUCUGAAGGGGUUAACAUAUUGGACUUUUGUUAUUCAUUCUGUCAAUUGUUUGUUCUAUAGAUGUUUUUCAUCAAUAGUAAUUACAAUUCAAUGAAGCAGUCCUGUAGGUUGGAUGUAGAGUUCAUUCUGUGCAAUGGUACAAGUGCAAAAGAGUUUCUCUCUCUCUCUCUCGGGGGUGGGGGUGGGGGAAAGAGUUUUGGCAGAAUUCUGCAUUUUUAACUAGUAGCUUAAUCAAUAAAUCAUAUAAAGGCCCUCGAAUUGAGAUAACCAUAUCAUUUAUUGAAGACACUUAUUUAUGGUUUUUUGUAUGUGUAAGAAAUUACUACUAGUUAGCCAUUAGAUCUGGAAUUCCACAUAGAUAUGGUCAAGAGAGCACUUUGUCCUGUCCUGUUUACUUUCUUCCACAAUGGAGCGAACAAAAUAAUUUAAUUAUUUGGAGCAUUAGUUGACGCAAUGAGUUUGAUACACAAAUAAUCAGAAUGGAAAUAAAUUGAUAUGAUGAGUUUGAAGCAUAAAAAUCAUCACAAUUUGUUGCAUGUUCAAACGUUUACCUCUGAUACUAGAAAAUUUAAAAAUUCUUUCCAAAUGCACUGUUUCAAUGAUGUCUCUUCCCUUGCAUCAAGUACAUGUCAUAGAAGGAAAUUCAGGAAGAAAAGAAAUGUCAGUCCCGUUAAUCUUGGGAAAAUGAAAAAAGUUAGAUGAGAAAAUGGUAUUUUGGUUUGCAGAGGUAUGAUUUGAGCUUUGGGUGAUUCUUGUAUAGGCAGUGAUGUUAUGAAAUCAGUUGUCACCUUGGAAGUGUAUUCACCAAUGAAUGUAAUUGUUUUUGCUAGAUUUCAUAGGUUGAUAGCUAUGAUAAGAGCAAUGUUGUGACCCUUCAGUAUCUCAAAAGAACUGUGAUACAUCUAAGUUUGAACAGGAAAAUGAGGAAAUGAAACAGUCAGUAACUCAGCUACUACAGUAAGGGAGGAAAUUUGUACCUGGUAAACAAACAGAGGACCUGGAAAACACAAGUACAUUUGAGAAACUAGUGUUGAACUCUCCGAAAAUGAAGUAGGUAUGCGGGAUAUUUGAAAGAAAAGCAUGACAACAAAAGCCAUAUUCUACCUGCUGAAAAGCUGGAGGGAAAGAGUCAAAUUCAGAAAGAAAAACAAGUUUGAGUCACCAAUUGAAAUGAAAUCUUUGGAAAUUGGAGAGAAAAUUGGUGAAACAGAGAGUGAGAAGAGAUCAUAUGACUCCAAGAAGCGAGAGAAUGAUGAUUGAUGAAGCAGAUUCAAGGGGUAAUCUUGAGGAAAUUCUUUAUGGAGGAGAAGAGGAACCUGUCUUCUAUGGAACUGAAAUUCCUGAAAUGGAAGCUAAUUGAAGUUUGUCUGUGAGGUCCAUUGAUCAUGAAGUGGAGGGGCAGAGACCUGCUUGGCCCGAAAAAGCAGUUGGUCAUACAAAUCUAAUACGGGCAAAGAGUGCAGUGGCAGCAGUCUCUACUUUUAAGCCCUGCCUUUCUGGAAUAAGUGAUAGUGAACAGAAUGUUCAUGAUGAAGAUAAAAAUCACAACAAGGACAAUGAUAGUAAUGGGAACGAAGAUUUCUCAUCAGAAAGUGAAGCACAAGAAGUCUCCAAGAAAUCUGCAGAGAUCUCUGGAUGGAACCCUCUUAGCCGUAUUAGGAUUUCUCGUUAUGCUUGGGUGAAAACAAGUCAGUACAGAAUCAUUCUAUAAAGGAGUUAAUACAACUGAUUGCCAUGAAUGGUCAGAUACUCAUAUUAUCUUGUGUAGUGACAGGAUUGCAAAGAGAUACGAAGAUUUCUGCAUAGGAAAAGACUCCGGUAUGUUGAGAUCAAUAUUGAUGUGUAUCCUAGCAGGAAGCUAGAGCUAGAGGAGAUUGCUGGAUCUCAUGCUGUUCCUAGAGUUUUUUUUAAUGAAGUACUUGUAGAUGGGUUGGCUGAGCUGAAAAGCUUGGAGGAGUCUGGUAAGCUUGGACAGAAGAUUGAGCAUGUUGUCGCGGAAGCACCAUCAUUUGAAGCUCCUCUCCCACCACUAUCUGGUGAAGCUGACCUGUCAAGUAGCAGAGCUAUUGAUGAGCUAGCUCUUAUUUUUUGAAAAAUGAAAGAAACUGUUUCUGUUAAAGGAUAGGUUUCACAGAAUGUGCAGGUUCACCAACUGUUUUCUGGGUUCAGAAGCUUUGGAUUUUCAGUCAGACAAUCAAUACUAAGAGAGAGAAGAGGUGAUGCUUUUGAUUUUUUGAAGUAUUGUGCUAUUUGCUAAGAAAAGGGUCCAAAGGCUAAAAGGGUUAAGGAGGUUCAACUUUUCAAGAUUUAAUAUGGAAGAAGAUCGACCUUCUAACAAGAAAGGAAGAACCUUGUUAUCUUUUUUUUUUUUAAAAAGUAAUAAAUCUCAAGAUUCUCCAAUUCCUACGGCGCCCAUUCCUCCAAUUUCAUCCCCAGAAGUUGUACGGCCUUCAUCUUCCAAUCUUAAUGUAGAACCAUCUGAUUCUAUUGAACGGGACCCUGGAAAAAGAAAACAAAUAUGUGAACAUCCACGUAACGAACGCGAUCAGAUUAGGCGAGCUUAUCUAAAUGUUGGACCUUAUCAACCAAAACUUUGGGAGUAUCAGAGCAAAGAAUGUGGAAAGCAGAAACGUCGAUUUCAGGAACGUUGGUACAAUCAGUUUCCUUGGUUGGAAUAUUCGCCUUCAACACAUAAGGCAUAUUAUUUUUAUUGUUUCCUCUUUCUCAAUGAGAGUACUCCACAUAAUAUUUCAUCGUUGGUUACUAUUGGGUUUGAUAGUUGGAAGAGGGUUAACCAAGGAAGUAAAUGUGCAUUUCUUAUUCAUGUUGGUACAACAUCUUCGUCGUUUCAUAAUGGCUGUAAGAGAAGUGUUGAAGAUCUAAUGAAACAAACUCAACAUAUUGACAAGGUAAUGCAUUCUUUAUCAAAUGAGGAAAUUCAGAAAAACCGUUUGCGUCUAAAGACCACCAUUAUGAGUGUUAAGUGGUUAGCACUUCAAAGUUGUUCCUUUAGAGACCAUGAUGAAUCUCCAUCUUCACUAAAUCGUGGGAAUUUCAUUGAACUGGUGGAUGCAUUUGGAAAAAUGAAUGUUGAAGUAGGAAAAGUUGUAUUGGGUAAUGCUCCCAAAAAUGCUACAUACACAUCUCCAGACAUUCAAAAAGAAAUUUUGAACAUUAUGGCCAACAAAGUCCGACAAAGAAUUCGUGGCGAAAUUGGGAAUGCAAUAUUUAGUAUUCUUGUUGAUGAAGCACGAGAUGAAUUUUCACAAGAACAAAUGGCCAUUAUCCUGAGGUUCGUCAGAAGUAAUGGAAUUUUGACAGAGCAUUUUUUUGCAAUUAAAAGUGUUAGUGGCACUACCUCAUUAAAUCUUAAGAAUCAAAUUUCUGAUGUUCUUGUCCGUUUCGACCUUCAAGUGCAAAAUAUGAGAGGCCAAGGGUACGAUGGUGCUAAUAAUAUGCGUGGUUCUUGGAAUGGACUACAUGAAUUAUUUCUUAAAGAUUGUCCAUAUGCAUACUAUGUCCAUUGUUUUGCCCACCGUUUACAACUCACAUUGAUUUCUGCAACUAGGGAUGUCUCAGAUAUUAAUUCAUUUUUUUCUCAUUUGGAUAGUGUUAUUAAUAUGAUUACAUCAUCUCCUAAGCGCAUCAAUGAGUUGAAAAGUGCCCAAAGAAAAGAAAUUGAGCAUUUGUUGGAAAUUGGAGAACGAGAGUCCGGAAGUGGUGCUAAUCAGAUUGGUAAUUUGCAACGAGCCGGAGGUACUCGUUGGUCUUCUCAUUACAGCUCUGUAAAGAGUUUGAUUGAUAUGUAUGCUGCAACUUGCAAGGUGCUUGAGUAUCUUAGUGAUCAUUCUCCAAAUGUAAGAUCUCGGUCUGAAGUUGGUGGUGUAAAACCAUGA
Messenger RNA from Olea europaea var. sylvestris, 4195 nucleotides. Its product is annotated as zinc finger MYM-type protein 1-like. The record is from RefSeq and is a predicted model, not a curated record. The transcript has 3 exons. The coding region runs from base 2612 to 4195 and encodes 527 amino acids. Lineage: Eukaryota; Viridiplantae; Streptophyta; Magnoliopsida; Lamiales; Oleaceae.